This is a messenger RNA of Zygosaccharomyces rouxii, 1200 nucleotides long. RefSeq lists its product as uncharacterized. Gene Ontology annotation, biological process: zinc ion import across plasma membrane. Gene Ontology annotation, molecular function: high-affinity zinc transmembrane transporter activity. Bases 1 to 1200 code for a protein of 399 amino acids. The record is from RefSeq and is a predicted model, not a curated record. Gene Ontology annotation, cellular component: plasma membrane. NCBI's taxonomy places the organism in Eukaryota, Fungi, Ascomycota, Saccharomycetes, Saccharomycetales, Saccharomycetaceae. The transcript has a single exon.
AUGGUCGAUUCUACAACUAGACCAUGGUGGGAAAAAUGGGAUCCUAAUAAUGUGACUCUUGCAGAUCCAAAUGUCGAUGAUAGUUGGAAGUAUUGCGUUUUACAAGGUGUCUACUGGGGGUCUCCUGAAGACAACGGUGUUACAGGUGCAAGAAUAUCAUCAAUCUUUGUCAUUUUCAUUACUAGUACUGCAUUAUCGCUCUUCCCGGUGGUCGCUCAAAAAGUGCCAUGGUUAAGAAUUCACAGGUACGUUUAUCAAUUUGCCCGUAGUUUUGGUACUGGUGUCAUUGUUAGUACUUCAUAUAUCCAUUUAAUGGAUCCUGCAUAUCAAGAAAUCGGUGGUUAUUCAUGCAUUGCACAAACAGGUAACUGGUCUAUUUAUUCAUGGUGUCCAGCCAUUAUGUUAACGACAGUCUUUGCUACAUUUUUAGUUGACCUUUUCAGCGCAGUUUAUGUGGAGAGAAAGUAUGGUGUUGUUCAUGAGGAAAACGGCGAUGAAGUGGCAAAUGCUAUUACACAUGCUGCCAAAAAAUCAAAUCAAUCGCCUGUAGAUAAUAAUCAAAUGGAGUUAGAAUCAUUGCCAAAUAGUGGAAAUCCCUAUUCUGGAGUACAAACAAUGGAUAACAACGAUGAAAAAAUUUCAACCGAUACUCAAUCCUAUGCGUUAUCAGAAUCUUCCAGAUCUGAAAAUGAGCAAGAUGUGGAAAGAAGAUUCAGAGCUGAUCUAGGUGCUUUCAUGGUUCUAGAGGCGGGUCUUCUGUUUCAUUCAGUAAUGAUCGGUUUAAAUCUGGGAACCAUUGGUGACGAGUUUUCUACUCUUUACGCAGUACUCGUAUUCCAUCAAUCUUUUGAAGGUCUUGGUAUCGGUGCUCGUUUAUGUGCUAUCACUUUCCCACGCGACAAGUGGUGGUGGCCGUAUGCACUAUGCUUAGCGUAUGGUUUAACGACACCAAUUUGCGUUGCCAUCGGUCUUGGUGUAAGAAAGAGUUAUUCUAGUAAUUCAUACUCCGUCAAUGUUGUUUCCGGUAUAUUGGAUUCCAUUUCCGCCGGUAUUUUAAUGUACACCGGUUUAGUGGAGCUAUUAGCAAGAGACUACAUGUUUAAUGCACACCGAACAAAAGAUUUAAGAGAACUAUUCUUUAACGUGGCAUCUAUUUUGACAGGUGCAGGUCUAAUGGCAUUAUUGGGUAAAUGGGCAUAA